AUGGGAGAUUACUUAGAAGAUGAAAGUUCCUAUGAUUCAAGCCAAGACUCCGAGCUUGAUGAAACCGACCAAGCUUGGUCCAAUGAAGAGGAUGGCUGUGAUGAGUCCUGUUCUGAUGAUAACUACUCUAUGUCAGAGUAUGGAGACGACCCUGAUGAAGCAUAUCCCGAACCAGAGCCCCCUGAUUACUCCUAUGAAGAUACCAGCCACCAAGGAGAGUAUGAAGGAGAAACUGAACCAAAUAUCAGUUUCAAUGAAGAAAAUGAAUUUCCUGGAGAUAAUACAGAAGGUGAUGAUAAAGAAACUGACCAGGAAGACUAUGGAAGUGAUUCAUGGCAGGAAGAAGAAGAUACCUUGAAUCAAGAGGCUGAACAAGAAAAUACCUUUGGUGACAAUUCAAGGCGUGAGGAGUCAAACCAGAGUCCUAAUAAUGAUCAAGACAUAGAAGAAGGGUCAUAG
Molecule: messenger RNA, 459 nt
Organism: Raphanus sativus (radish)
Lineage: Eukaryota; Viridiplantae; Streptophyta; Magnoliopsida; Brassicales; Brassicaceae
Product: acidic leucine-rich nuclear phosphoprotein 32-related protein 2-like
Exons: 1
Coding region: 1-459 (152 amino acids)
Source: RefSeq, a predicted model, not a curated record